Molecule: messenger RNA, 2333 nt
Organism: Mangifera indica (mango)
Lineage: Eukaryota; Viridiplantae; Streptophyta; Magnoliopsida; Sapindales; Anacardiaceae
Product: NAC domain-containing protein 7-like
Exons: 7
Coding region: 156-2015 (619 amino acids)
Biological process (GO): regulation of DNA-templated transcription
Molecular function (GO): DNA binding
Source: RefSeq, a predicted model, not a curated record
AUCGAUACAGAUUUCCUUCUCACUACAGCAGCCUCUUCCUCUCAAGCAAGCCAAAUUCUUCUUCUUCUUCUUCUUCCAGUCAAGCCACUUAUAGCUUCUUCUUGCUCUUUCUGUUACUACUUCUGCUUAUUUUAUAUUGGGCUAAUCGAUCAGAUAUGGGCUGUCUUGUGGGGCUCAUGUGCUACUUUUUUGAUAUGAAAAUUAUCAGUCUUCUGGAGAAGAAGAGGAUUCACCCGGAUUUCUCUGAUCCCGAGGUUAAUGAUGUUGAUAUCUACAAGUUCGACCCUUCUGACUUCCCUGGGCUCUCUGAAAGUAACUCCAAUGAACAAGGAUGGUACUUUUUCCGUGAGCGUACUUUUAAGUAUCCGACUAGUAAACUUGUCAACCGAAAAACCCCUGGAGGUUAUUGGAAAAUAACCGGGGCCGGCAGUGAUCUCUGGAAUAAAAGUGGGCAAGUCAUCGGCAGCAAAAAGAUUUUGGUUUUUUAUUCUUCUAAUGGAGUCAAGACUGACUGGAUCAUGCAUGAGUUUUAUGUCAAAGAUAAAAACGACCCUCGUUAUAAGAAGGAUUUUGUUCUCUGUUUCAUAGAAAGAAAACCAGAGAACUUGAAUAACGAAAAAAAAAAAUCAAACAAGUCUGCCUUGUCAACUCCUGAUGAUGGUCAACCAAGAAACAGUUUGUCUUCUGUUUCUAUAAGCCAAGUUGCAGAAUCUCCUUAUAUAGAGGUUAAAUCUAAGAAGAGAAAAUCAAGCAGGUCGACUUACCAAAAAAAAAAAUCAAACAAGUCUGCCUUUUCAACUCCUGAUGAUGGUCAACCAAGAAACAGUUUGUCUUCUGUUUCUAUAAGCCAAGUUGCAGAAUCUCCUUAUAUAGAGGUGAGAUCCAGCAUGUGUUGUGGCCAUAUCAAUGUUGUUGAAACAUACCAAGAAUUAUUACUUCUUUAUCUAUGGGUCUUGGUCCAGGUUAAAUCUCAGCAGCCAUCAUCAAGUCACCGUUUGAGUUCUGAUCCUGGAGAGAAUAUCACAGAAAUUUCUUUUUCGGAAGUGAGAAAAAGCUUGCCUAGCUUAUGGGUGGAACUUCAACUACUGCAAACUGCCAAUUUGGCUAGGGAUCCAGAAAGUUUAGUUCGAGAAAGUACUACCUCAUUGGUAGAACUUCAACUACCAGUCAAUAACAAUUCUUGCCCCAUGCAGGUAGAUCCUCAACUACUAGACGAACUCGAUUCAGCCAAUAGCUGUUAUCGGUGGAAUCAAAGCCCUCUCCCUGCACUACAGUUGCCAAUUAAUCCAGACCACAACGAGGGAUUCGAUCCCUCUACAGACUCAACUGGGUUUAAGGACGGCUAUAAUGUGUCGGGUUUUCAGUUUGAUGCGAUUUCACUAAGGGACUUUGAGAAUUUCCAUCCAUGUGAAGUAACUGAACAUUCUCCUGUUUGCGAAGACAUUGAAACCAUCAGUAAGACUCAGUGGACUGUAAACCACAUUGAUGAUGAGCUUGGAGAUGCGAUUUCACUGUGGGACUUUGAGAAUUUACAUCCAUGUGAAGUAACUGAACAUUCUCCUGUUUGCGAAGACAUUGAAACCAUCAGUAAGACUCAGUGGACUGUAAACCACAUUGAUGAUGAGCUUGGAGAUGCGAUUUCACUGUGGGACUUUGAGAAUUUACAUCCAUGUGAAGUAACUGAACAUUCUCCUGUUUGCGAAGACAUUGAAACCAUCAGUAAGACUCAGUGGACUGUAAACCACAUUGAUGAUGAGCUUGGAGAUGCGAUUUCACUGUGGGACUUUGAGAAUUUACAUCCAUGUGAAGUAACUGAACAUUCUCCUGUUUGCGAAGACAUUGAAACCAUCAGUAAGACUCAGUGGACUGUAAACCACAUUGAUGAUGAGCUUGGAGAUGCGAUUUCACUGUGGGACUUUGAGAAUUUACAUCCAUGUGAAGUAACUGAACAUUCUCCUGUUUGCGAAGACAUUGAAACCAUCAGUAAGACUCCAGUGGACUGUAAACCACAUUGAAAUUCCUUAAGGGAAUAUUAUUACUCUGAGAUUUUAUCAUCAUUUUUAGAAUGUUAUAUCUUUUGUGACCUUUAAACUCGUAAGCUGGUAAUUUUAUGUAAUAGUAUGGCCAAGUUCUGGAGACCAUGAGCUUGUUUAACUGGAAUGCUGUUUAUAUGUGGAUGUACAGAAUCUCCAUUAUGGAAUCUGUCUUAGAAUUUUGAUGUAUGAAGUUCAAUAAAUGUUGCUCUGCUCAUAUCAGGAACAAGCCUGGUUUAAAACCUUUUGUAUCUUUUUUAUUUAAUUAGCUAUUGUGAAGAUGUUAUGUUUUUGUUCCCA